This is a messenger RNA of Iphiclides podalirius (scarce swallowtail), 537 nucleotides long. The record is from the annotation of a GenBank genome assembly. Lineage: Eukaryota; Metazoa; Arthropoda; Insecta; Lepidoptera; Papilionidae.
AUGUCUAAUACUAAAUGCUGUGUCGCAGGUUGCGAAAAUAAUUCAGGUUCAUCUGAGACUUUGCACAAGUUUCCAAAUCCGAAGAAGAACAAUGCGUUAUUCAAUUCAUGGGUCUAUUCUGUUGGUGGCAAUAUAUUGGGACUUGAAAAUGACCACAUUUUCAAAUAUCGUCGUGUAUGUCAUAAACAUUUUGAAGACAAAUAUUUGUGCCGGAAUAAUAGAAUUAGCAUCAUUGCUAUACCAACGUUGCACAUGCCAGGACCAACAUCACUGCCAAAGUUUACAUUAAUUGAAAAGAACCGACAAAGCGCUGACCCUGUAUCAAAAGAUCCUUCAACAUCCGCGGCUACGCAACCAGAUUCAGGAAAGUUGGAGCAUAUGACAAUGAAAGAAAAUAUUGGCUGCUGGCUUAAUUGUUGUGGCGAUCGUGUGCGACCAAGGCACCAACAAUGUGAACUGUCUGAAGUUGCUGAUUCAAGAGACUCGCGCGGCUCUUUUAAGAAAGGGACAAGAGCCACACGGAAACUUUUUUUAAAU